This is a messenger RNA of Dictyostelium discoideum AX4, 1254 nucleotides long. Its product is annotated as citrate synthase. Lineage: Eukaryota; Evosea; Eumycetozoa; Dictyosteliales; Dictyosteliaceae. Bases 1 to 1254 code for a protein of 417 amino acids. Gene Ontology annotation, molecular function: acyltransferase activity, acyl groups converted into alkyl on transfer. The transcript has 2 exons. The record is from RefSeq and is a predicted model, not a curated record.
AUGUCAAAUGAAUCUAAAAUAUGUUUGGUAAAUGAAGAUAGUAUUUACUAUCGAGGAUAUGAUAUAAAAGAUUUAACAGCAGUAUCAAGUUUUGAAGAAGUAUCAUUUUUAUUAAUUUAUGGUGAAUUACCAACAGAGAGGGAGUUAAUAGAAUAUCGUAGUGAAUUACAACAUUAUCGAUAUAUACCAGAAUCAUUAAAACAAGUAUUAGAGAGGAUACCAAUUUAUGCACAUCCAAUCGAUGUUUUAAAGACAGCAUGUUCAUUCUACUCUACGAUUUCACCAGAAUCAAAACAAAAUGAUAUUUAUAGAAUUAGUAAUAGAUUAAUUGGUUCAUUUCCAUCUAUUCUAUUCUAUUGGUAUCAUUUUUCAUCAAAUGGUAUUAGAAUUAAUACCCUAACUGAAGUAAAUGAUAGUUUUGCAAGACAUUUUUUAAAAUUAUUAAAUAGAGGUAACAAUAACAAUAUCAAUAAUAAUAACAAAUUCACUACAGAACAAGAUGAAGAACCAAUUUUAGAAUAUGUUAAAGCAUUAGAUGUAUCAUUAAUAUUGUAUGCUGAGCAUGGUAUUGAAACAGCAUCAACAUUUUCAUGUAGACUAAGUGCAUCAACAGGUUCAGAUGUUUAUAGUUGUAUUGGAUCAUCAAUUGGUACUAUGAAAGGCGUAUUAGAUGAUGGUGGUAGUAGUGAAGCUGUAAUGUAUCUAUUACAACCAAUGAAAUCACCUGAAGAUGCUGAUAAGAAAAUAAUGAAAAUGAUAAACAAUAAUCAAAGAAUCAUUGGAUUUUCAAAUGAAUUUGAUCAAAGAACACCAAUAAUUAAAGAAUGGUCAAAACAAUUAUCAAUCAUAAAUAAAAAUAAUAAUAAUAAUAAUAAUAAUAAUAAUAAUAAUAAUAAUAAUAAUAAUAAUAAUAAUAAUAAUAAUAAUAGUGAAGAUGAUGAUGAUGAUAAUUCAUUACAAACAAUAUCAGAACGUGUUGAAGAGAUAAUGUUUGAUGUUUUAAAGGUACAUGCAAAUGUUGACUUUUACAAUGCAACAGUAUUCCAUCAAUCAAAUAUACCAACACUUUUAUUUUCUGCAAUCUCUGUUAUAGCUCGUACAACUGGUUGGAUGGCAAAUAUUAUUGAACAACGUUGUCAAUCUAAAAACUCAUUACCAUCUUUAAUUUACACUGGUUCUGAUCCUAUCCCUUUUACACCAAUUAAUGAAAGGGUUUAUUAUCAUAAUUUUAAAAUUCCAAAUUCAAAUUUAUAA